This is a messenger RNA of Cicer arietinum (chickpea), 1838 nucleotides long. Its product is annotated as protein ELC-like. The record is from RefSeq and is a predicted model, not a curated record. NCBI's taxonomy places the organism in Eukaryota, Viridiplantae, Streptophyta, Magnoliopsida, Fabales, Fabaceae. Gene Ontology annotation, molecular function: ubiquitin binding. Gene Ontology annotation, biological process: endosome to lysosome transport; protein transport; protein modification process. Gene Ontology annotation, cellular component: ESCRT I complex.
AUAGUUAAAUGUGGAAGCACCGUGGAGUGAAUGACGCGUAAUCGUAACCCAGGUGGCUAAGUCACCACCCCCUUCACUUCACCUUCGUAGGUACAAUCCUUCUUUCAAUUCUCAAUUAUCAAUUUCAAUUCCUCGCACACUCUUCCUCUUCCAAUUACCAAACCCCUAUCAAUCAAUCAACACAAACAGAGGGGAUCAUGGUUCCACCGGCGGUUCAAUCGCCGAACCCACAAGAAACCCAACAAUUCCUAAGCUCCGUUCUCUCCCAACGCGGUCCAUCAGCAGUACCCUACUCCGAAGACACUAAAUGGCUCAUCCGUCAACACUUACUCACUCUUAUCACAACCUUCCCUUCUCUCGAACCCAAAACCGCUACUUUCACUCACAACGACGGUCGCACCGUCAAUCUCCUCCAAGCCGACGGUACUAUUCCGAUGACCUACCAAUCCGUCACUUACAACAUCCCCGUCGUCAUUUGGCUCAUGGAAUCUUACCCUCGUCACCCUCCUUGUGUUUAUGUUAACCCUACCCGAGACAUGAUUAUUAAACGCCCUCACCCUCAUGUUAACCCUUCUGGUUUAGUUUCUGUCCCUUAUUUGCAUAAUUGGAUCUACCCUAGUUCCAAUUUAGUUGAUCUUGUUCUUUCUUUGAGUCUCAUCUUUGGUCGCGACCCUCCUCUUUAUUCCCAACGUAGACCUAACCCUAACCCUAAUCCCAAUCCCAAUUCCAUUUCCAAUCUUCAUCAUAGUCAUAGUCAUAAUCAUAAUCCUAAUCAAAAUCUCAAUCCAAGUUCUAAUUUUGCAGCUUCUAAUCCAUCUGGAUAUACUCACCCUCCUAGAAGUUACCCUCCUUCGCCUUAUUCUCCUUCUCCUCCGCCAUCUCGGCCUUCUCAUACGGAGGAUCCAACUGAGGUUUUCAGGAGGAAUGCUAUUAACAAGCUUGUGGAGAUGGUGCAUAAUGAUGUUGCGUCGUUGAGGAAGACUACCGAGGUUGAAACGGAGGGUUUGUUUGGUGUGCAAGGGGUUUUGAAGCAGCGUGAGGAGGGUCUUAAUAAAGGUGUGAAGGAAAUGCAAGAGGAGAUGGAGGGUUUGGAACAACAACUUCAGAUGGUUUUGAUGAAUACUGAUGUUUUGGAGGGUUGGUUGAAGGAUAAUCAAGGGAAGAAAUUGGGUAGUUUGGAGAAUGUUGAGGAUGCUUUUGAGUGUGUGGAUGUUCUUUCGAAACAGAUGCUUGAUUGUACUGCUGCUGAUUUGGCUAUUGAAGAUACUCUUUAUGCUUUGGAUAAGGGAGUUCAAGUCGGGGCUGUACCAUUUGAUCAGUACUUGAGGAGUGUGAGGGUGCUGUCAAGGGAGCAGUUCUUUCACCGAGCUAUCGCUGCUAAAGUUAGAGCUGCUCAGUUGCAGGCUCAGGUUGCUAAUAUGGCUGCUCGGAAUCAUCAUUAUGGUGGUAGCUGAGGAGACAUGGCUAGGUUUGUUUCUAAAGAUGGUGUUAUCCUUCAUUUGUUGGUACUGUUUGGUACAUAUUAGAUUGCUAUUUGUUUCUUGAAUUAUAAGUCAUUGACUUAUAAGUCACUGUUUCUUGGCCAAUAGCAUAAAUUGGCAGUUCCUUAUGCCUUGAACAACUUUGAGACUGUUAAGGCGUGGGUCUGUACUGUUGUUCGUUCUUAUACAGAUUUAAUGAUAUGAUUUUCUUGCAAAUUUUGGUUUAAGGAGUUUUUUAGCUUCAGUUUUUUCAUUAUUUAGAUGUAUACUUUAUAAACAUGCUAUGGAUCACAUGUUUGUCCCACGUUGUAUAUUUUUAAAAACAAUCAUUGGGUAUAUUUGGAUGGGUACAUAUAU